ACCUACUGAUUGAAAAAAAUAUUGAGUGCUGUGUUGUAGAUUGAAUAACUUUAAUGUAUUUAUAGAAUUAAUUCGAUCUAACUAAUCGAUUGAAAAAACUCGACAGCACAAAUAAAAAUAAAAAAAUACUUUUGUUGUCGUGGUUGUGUUUUUUUAUAUAGGCGACAUCUCUCUUUGUCAGUUGCGUGGGUUUUAUCUAUUCGCAUUCUCCCCAGAGAAAUUUAUAAUUCAAAAGGUUCGGUCGUUGAACUAACAACCCCUUUCGUUAUUACUUUAUACGAAAUGCUUUUGAGUGAUGUACAGUUUUCCAUUAGUCAGUUUAUGCGUGCAUCGUCAUGUGCAACCCUUUCUGCGUAAAUGACACUGUCGCCGUGCUCUCGUGUUCAGUCCAUUUGACCGACAGCGGCAAAAGGCUGCAACCGCCGUGUGUACUUACCUAUUAACCUACCCAUAAAAUGUGUUAUAUGUAUUACACCGAACGCUUGGUCGUCUCUAGGGACAAUGUAUAAAUAUAUUAUACUGUCUCUACCACCGAACAGAUCGUAGCAGUAAGACACAAUAUUAUACGUCUUUGGACGUUCUCCUUUUCACUGUAAGCAUCAUACCUACUAUUUUUUUUUAAAUAAUAUUAUAUUUAUAUGUUGUGUGCAUGGUACGCAUAACGAUCAACAGGACAACGAUUCGCACAUCCGUCUCACUAUUAUAUAUUUACCUACCUAGCUGUUUAUCAUAAAUGUAUUUGAGAUUAUUUAUUUUUAUUAUCACCUAUUGUUUUUGUUUUCGAUUUUUUAUUUAGCUUUUUUUUCUCGCAUGACCCGCGUUUUUAUGUUGGAAGAAUGUUUCAUUUUGAUUUGUAUCGUCUUGCCGAGACUUUGAAACACGAGUGUGGUAUACCAGGUGUCUGCAGAACAGUGAUGCAGCGGGGCCCAGCCCAAUUGAGUUCCGUGUCAGACCUGUACGUUAGCGACGAAAUAUCGGUUCUGCUCGAAGAGAUCCACGACUUGGAACCGAAGGGUAAUAUCGCUCCCAUCGACGACGAACAAGAGUUCGAGAUCAACGGCAGCCAGACGGGAGGCUCGUGGCUGGAAGUGACCAACAGCAUGGCGGGUACUCCGGGAUCAUGGGAUUCGCACGCCAACUACAAACAUCAGGAGGCGUCUAGGGCCAGGUACAACGGGGUGGUGUUGCACUACGACAAAAGGCCAAUGAAGACACCGUCAGGCGUCAUCCGAGUUCUACUUUUGGUCACCUGUGUCUUGUGCCUGUUAUGCCUGUGCUUUGCCGGCACUUCCAGGUUGGCUUUGUUCAUGUUACCAAUGCUUAAUCGGAUACGGUUCAUACUGUUUGUCACAUUGUUCAAUUUUCUAGUGACUGGAGCUAUUCUUUUUUUGGACGUCACGCACACCGUAUACCUAUUCCCGUUCAACUGGGGAAAAUUGAAUGUACUGUUCUACGUCAUGAUGACUAUAUUGUGUCUCACGAGCUCCUCGCUAGUCCUUCAUCAAGUAUAUUCAUUCCAUGAAUUUUAUACGUGGGUACCACGUGCUACGCGCCAUCAAUUGCUUGUUGCUGCAGCUUUAGGUUAUUUGUGUGCUCUGGAAACAUUGUUGCUGGCCUUGCUGAGUCGCUGUGAUGGUUUAGGCGGCCUACAUUACCGCCAAGUUAAAGAUGAUAUGACUAGUCCCCCAAAUACAUUGGCUCUGCGUCAAAGAAUUCCACCACCGCCCACUGUAGUAUAUUCACCAUCACCGUCUCCUUCAUUUUGCUUGCGAUCCAUCAACCCCAAAUCAUAAUCAUUAAAUAUGUACCUAUGAAACAAAUAUUUCACCCAGAAACUUACAAAAGUUUCAACUAUAAACUACUUUCCAUA
Molecule: messenger RNA, 1870 nt
Organism: Myzus persicae (green peach aphid)
Lineage: Eukaryota; Metazoa; Arthropoda; Insecta; Hemiptera; Aphididae
Exons: 5
Coding region: 837-1793 (318 amino acids)
Cellular component (GO): membrane
Source: RefSeq, a predicted model, not a curated record